UGUCUUUUUCCGUUUGAACGCGGGAUUGACCGAGGUAGAGAAAUAAGAGCAGAGUGGCGUGCGCGGGGAGGGAGAAACAGGGAAGAAUAGAAAUAGCAUACCUCCGGGAAGAGGGAAGGGAGAAGAAGAGGUUAUAUACCUAUGUUCUAUGUUGUGUGUUUUCUUGUGUCGGGUCCGGUAGGAACUUGAAAGGAUCUUGUAAUGAGCAUUUCAAUCCAAUCUCACCGAUUUGAUGUUUGGAAUGUGAUUUUGGGAUCGACCCACUUCACCAAAUCACUCAAUCUUACAAGCCAUCUCACCUCCUAAUCUUUCUCUACCUAUUCUCCUCUCGAUUUGCCCCGCUGGAUGCCGACCAUAUAACUGUCUACUCCUACACGAUUCCGUUCGCUGCACUGUUAUUAUAGCUAGAUCAUUUCUACUGUUUUUCACACACUGCAGAAGACGAGGAGGCGUCCUUGAAGGCGCUCCAUCUCCAUCCCUCUCUAUUAGGUAGAUUGGCCCAUCGUUCAGGCAAGAAAAUCCAAUAUGAUGCUCCUGUCUGGGGGAAAAUAAAUUCAGGCGAUUAUAUCGGGCAAUAAAAAAACCUAAAUGUAGGAGACGGUUGAUCCAUAUUGCUUUGGGGAGAGAUCAGCGAAUAGGUUUGAAAUCCGAGAUGAAGGAGGGCAGUGGAAUUAUUCCAGCAGGAAUGAAGGAAGAAGAAUAUGAAUACAUUAGAGAAGUGAUUGGGCGGUAUCAUAAGCACGAAACAGAGGGCGAUCAGUGCUCUUCCAUGGUGGUCCAACGCAUCAAUGCCCCGGUUAAUGUGGUGUGGUCUGUGGUGCGGCGAUUCGAUAAGCCUCAAACUUAUAAGCAUUUCAUCCGCAGCUGUGCCAUGAAGGGAGAUGGUCAGGUGGGCAGCAUAAGAGAAGUGAGCGUGGUCUCUGGGUUGCCCGCCUCCACCAGCACAGAGCGCCUGGAGAUCUUGGAUGAGGAGAGCCAUAUCAUCAGUUUCAGCGUGGUGGGCGGUGAGCACAGGCUCAAGAAUUACAAAUCUGUCACCACCUUGAAUGAGGUGGUGGCGGAUGAAGAGGAAGGGAGGCGGUGGACGCUUGUUCUUGAAUCUUAUGUGGUGGAUGUGCCAGAGGGCAACACGAAGGAGGACACCUGUAUGUUUGCGGAUACCGUUGUCCGCUGCAAUUUGCAAUCUUUGGCUCACUUGUCCGAGCAUCUUAGCCUACAGCAGCAACAGGAUUAAUCGAAACCUGUGCUUUUUCUUGGUGGAUACUGGACCGCAUACCUUAAUUUGGAAGUCUCAGAGGCCUCUGCUUUUAUAAAAGGGGUAGCUAUUUUAAAUUUUUAUACUGUCUUCUAUGGCCUGCUCUGCUGCUAGGCACAAAACAUUCCCUUAUUUUCUUUUGAUUGUAAUUUCAGUUUCAUCUAAGAAAUGAAAAAAGCUUGCACAAUUUUGAGGUCCUCUUUCGAAAAUGAACAGAGGGCUUUCUUUA
Cryptomeria japonica (Japanese cedar) is the source of this 1484-nucleotide messenger RNA. RefSeq names its product abscisic acid receptor PYL12. The record is from RefSeq and is a predicted model, not a curated record. Bases 653 to 1234 code for a protein of 193 amino acids. Gene Ontology annotation, cellular component: nucleus; cytoplasm. NCBI's taxonomy places the organism in Eukaryota, Viridiplantae, Streptophyta, Pinopsida, Cupressales, Cupressaceae. Gene Ontology annotation, molecular function: abscisic acid binding; signaling receptor activity; protein phosphatase inhibitor activity. The transcript has a single exon. Gene Ontology annotation, biological process: abscisic acid-activated signaling pathway.